Messenger RNA from Setaria italica (foxtail millet), 1344 nucleotides. RefSeq names its product myb-related protein Hv1. Lineage: Eukaryota; Viridiplantae; Streptophyta; Magnoliopsida; Poales; Poaceae. The transcript has 2 exons. The record is from RefSeq and is a predicted model, not a curated record. The coding region runs from base 371 to 1111 and encodes 246 amino acids.
CCGGCGCCCCCGUGGCCUCUUGCUUUGGUGAUGAAACUGGUAGUAAACCAGUGGCAGUGAUGAGGUCAUUGGCCUGGGGAAGAGGAAAGCCUACCGGUCCGGCCUAACCUUUUUCCCACCAACUCAGCCUCUCUAGAAGACCUUCCCCGAUCCAGUCAAGUGCCUAUAAAAUCCAGGCCCCCUCUGCACCCACCCUUGGCUCUCGCAGCACCGUAGCAGCAGCAGCAGCAGCAACAACCUCCACUGCCGCAGCCCACCGAGAGGGGAGGGGAAGAAAGCGGCGGCAAAAGCACCGGGAAAAGCAGCAAGCAACAUCGGCGGCCUGGUUUGGUUUUGGUUUUGGUUUUGGUACGGUUUUCCUCUGGCCGCCAUGGGGAGGUCGCCGUGCUGCGAGAAGGCGCACACCAACAAGGGCGCGUGGACGAAGGAAGAGGACGACCGGCUCGUCGCGUACAUCAAGGCGCACGGCGAGGGGUGCUGGCGCUCGCUGCCCAAGGCCGCCGGCCUGCUCCGCUGCGGCAAGAGCUGCCGCCUACGGUGGAUCAACUACCUCCGGCCCGACCUCAAGCGCGGCAACUUCACGGAGGAGGAGGACGAGCUCAUCAUCAAGCUCCACAGCCUCCUCGGCAACAAAUGGUCCCUGAUCGCCGGGAGGCUGCCGGGAAGGACGGACAACGAGAUCAAGAACUACUGGAACACGCACAUCCGGAGGAAGCUGCUGAGCCGGGGGAUCGACCCGGUGACCCACCGGCCGAUCAACGAGCACGCGUCCAACAUAACCAUAUCGUUCGAGGCGGCGGCGGCGGCGGCCACUGCACGUGAGGAGAAGGGCGCCGUGUUCCGGCUGGAGGAGCCGAAGGCCGCGGCGAUCGGCCGCGACCAGAACGCCGCCGACUGGGGCCAGGGCAAGCCGCUCAAGUGCCCCGACCUGAACCUGGACCUCUGCAUCAGCCCCCCGUGCCAGGAGCCCAUGAUGAAGCCGGUGAAGCGGGAGGCCGGGCUCUGCUUCAGCUGCAGCCUGGGGCUCCCCAAGAGCGCGGACUGCAAGUGCAGCAACUUCCUGGGGCUCCGGACCGCCAUGCUCGACUUCAGAAGCCUCGAGAUGAAAUGAAAUGAAAUGAGUUGGUUUUUGUCACCCUCGAUAUUUGGUUAGCUCGUAGGUGCAAAUAGUAGCCGAGUGAAAAGAGAGAUAAGAAGAAAGAAAGUGAAGAUUUGUGCCCAGGAUCUUCCCUGCUCUCUUUGUUGCUCCGUUUUGUCUCUCUGCUGUAAUUACCAUCACCCCUCAACUGAUCAUAUCAUGGGCAAUAAUAUCUGCUGCUAGCGUAGGUCUCUGUAACUUGACAA